Physcomitrium patens is the source of this 1727-nucleotide messenger RNA. RefSeq lists its product as uncharacterized. The record is from RefSeq and is a predicted model, not a curated record. NCBI's taxonomy places the organism in Eukaryota, Viridiplantae, Streptophyta, Bryopsida, Funariales, Funariaceae.
ACAUCUCGUAUUAGGAAGUCGAUUCACAUCGAUGGAGUGUCGGAACCGAUCAUGGGAUCGGAUCCUGACGGAGAAAUGCUGGCGGUGCCCAUGCAGCGUCGCCGACCGUGCGACGCCGUGUUGGUGUGCGAAAUUUCUUCGUUGAGGCGCACGUGACGUUAGCGAGGCUGCUCAAUAGUGGGUACGGGAGGUUUGGAUUGUUAGAGCACGAGGAGGGUGUUUGGCUUCGAGGUUUGAAGAAGUUGGGUGCAUUCGCGGUCGAGAAUUGAGUAGCGAUUGCAGUUGUCCUUCUGCAGUUUUCUCAAGGUUUGUGGUUGUGUGCAAAUUUGAGCUUCAAGAGAGUGUCGCAGUUGUGAUCGUGAUGAUCGGCAUGGUUAUGGUUUACGCUGGUGGGAAAAGAAACUGAGUGCUGAUCAUUCAUGGCCGAGGUAUCGACCUCGUCGAGUUGGGAGGAAUCUUACAAAAUUAAAACGAUGAUUGCGCAACCUUUGCAUACACCAAGUGUUACCAGAUUGGACAAGGCGAAGACGUCUGACAGGCAUAGACCAGUGCAACAAAACGACUCCAAGAAGUAUCUGAUUGCUGAAUCUCUUGGUUCUCGUCCCAAAACUGCAACUAACGGGUUCCACGGCGACUGUGAGAGGAGUUCAUCAUCCGGAAAUCCUGGUGUUCAUCUGAAGCACGCGUCAUGCAUAUCUGCGUUGCAAGGAUCUUCUCCUGGAGAUGCAAAGGCUACUAAGCCCUCUCGUAAAUUUAAAGAAGAAGGUGCGGUAUGUAAUUGUUCCUGUAAGAGUGAGAAUGAUCGUUGGCAGCAAGGGCAGUGGAGUGAUGAAGAAUGGGAAACUAAGCGCUUCACCACCAAGAAAGCUGGGAUGUGCAAGUGUAUAGCAGGAGCUGCAGUUGACUGUACAGCCGUUUGUUGUUGCCCCCUCUCUCUGCUACACCUUUUAGCUCUUGCGUGUAUCAAAAUGCCUACCCUUGUUGCCAUUCGAACCCUCAGGAAGGUGAAAUCCAAGCUUCGUAGGAAACACAAGUUUCAAGAAUUUAAUGACGACGAUGUUGGUCCGACAACCCCUUUGACGCCCUCUCUUUCACGGAGAGAGUCAAUGAGCGAAGUGACUUGGGUGCCGUCUGCUGGAUUUGGAGACUCUCGAAUGUGGCAAGAAUACUUCGGUCCUGAGACUGUUGAUCUUGCAAUUCACUAGAUACUCGUCUCCAACUGAUAAUUUUUUGAACAGAGCAGUAUGCGCGAUGAGGUAUACUAUAUUUCCCGAAGUCCCAUGUAACUGCGCACGAGGUCAACUCUUUCGCUUUCAGCAGGUUCACUCGAAACUUGAAGUGAGCGUCAAAGCCAGUGGUCCUUCAUGGAAAUGGUCAUCCCUUUCGGCUCGACUUUUUCAUUAUUACAGCGACAUUUUUUUCCUCAUUCAAAUCUGGUGUAGAGUGUUGUUCCUACACGUGCAUGCCAGUGGAUUCUUUGGAGGUCUUGUUUAUUGUAAGAGAUUUUGACUUGACCAUUGCGACUUGGUCUUCAAUAGUUUCUUGAGAAGGUGUCAGGGUGUCCUCUGUAUUCAGUUGAUGACAGGUGCUUCAAAGAAAAGUGACAGCUUUUGCAUUGUUGUUCCCGAUCUGUCUUUCUGUGAGAAUGAAAACAUUUCCACUGGGACCUGUAAUUGUAAUGUAAUUACAAUUUUUUAACAAAGGUUUACUUUUGCGCGAGAAUAUCA